Messenger RNA from Eublepharis macularius, 3239 nucleotides. It is a transcript of the gene BRMS1L, whose product is annotated as BRMS1 like transcriptional repressor. The record is from RefSeq and is a predicted model, not a curated record. The coding region runs from base 95 to 1066 and encodes 323 amino acids. NCBI's taxonomy places the organism in Eukaryota, Metazoa, Chordata, Lepidosauria, Squamata, Eublepharidae. Gene Ontology annotation, biological process: negative regulation of transcription by RNA polymerase II. Gene Ontology annotation, cellular component: Sin3-type complex. The transcript is spliced from 10 exons. Gene Ontology annotation, molecular function: histone deacetylase binding.
UCAGGAGGAUGGCGGGGUUUCGUUGAGGCGGAGCUGGGGGAGCGUUGGCUGGCGUAGGUGGCCGCCCUGCUGCCCGGCGGCUGUCGAGGGCGCAAUGCCGGUCCAUUCCCGGGAGAAGAAAGAGAACAACCACGAUGAGAUGGAGGUGGACUACGGGGAGAACGAGGGCAGCAGCUCCGAGGAGGAGGAGUCCGAGAGCUCGUCCGUGUCCGAGGAGGGGGACAGCUCAGAAAUGGAUGAUGAGGACUGUGAAAGGAGAAGAAUGGAGUGUUUAGAUGAGAUGUCCGAUCUUGAAAAACAGUUUACAGACCUCAAAGAUCAACUUUACAAAGAGAGAUUAAGCCAAGUGGAUGCAAAACUGCAGGAGGUUAUAGCGGGAAAGGCACCAGAGUACUUAGAACCACUGGCAGCUCUGCAAGAAAACAUGCAAAUCCGAACAAAAGUGGCAGGUAUCUACAGAGAGCUCUGUUUAGAGUCUGUGAAAAACAAAUAUGAAUGUGAAAUUCAAGCUUCCCGCCAACACUGUGAGAGUGAAAAGCUCUUGCUGUAUGACACAGUUCAAAGUGAACUCGAAGAGAAAAUCAGACGGCUUGAAGAAGACAGACAUAGUAUUGACAUUACCUCAGAGUUAUGGAAUGAUGAACUUCAGUCUAGGAAGAAAAGGAAGGAUCCAUUUAGUCCGGACAAGAAAAAACCUGUUGUUGUAUCAGGACCCUAUAUAGUAUAUAUGCUACAAGAUCUUGACAUACUUGAAGACUGGACAACAAUAAGAAAGGCAAUGGCUACCUUGGGACCACACAGAGUGAAAACGGAACCCCCUGUCAAGUUGGAAAAACACCUGUACAGUGCAAGAUCUGAAGAAGGAAGACUCUAUUAUAAUGGGGAGUGGUAUGGACGUGGACAAACAAUAUGUAUUGACAGGAAAGAUGAGUGCCCUACAAGUGCCAUAAUUACAACAAUUAACCAUGAUGAAGUGUGGUUUAAGAGGCCUGAUGGAAGCAAAUCCAAACUGUAUAUUUCUCAGCUACAGAAAGGAAAAUAUUCAAUCAAACAUAAUCACAACUGACCAUUAAACUAACCAGACAGUGUUACCCUGCUUGAUGUGCCAUGAGAUGACAGAUGUAUUUACUGUAUGUUCUCAUCUAUUUUUGUGGCCGUAUCUGUGUAUUUGUAAUAGUGUCAGUAAUCUUCAUACAGAUGUCUUGAAAUAAGUGACAUAUAAUCAUGUUGACCUCUCAUUUGGGUCUAGUGCCUAAGAUAGGAAAUGUUAACCUUUGGAGAGUCUGAGAACGUUAAUGGCUGCAAUCCUUAUAAGUUAUGCUGCACACAUUCUUAUUAAUUAACAACAUUAUUAAUUAACAUGGAUGGGAAGGGAUAUACACCGUUUCAGGUGUCUUUGAAGUUUCUUUUGUAGCAGCUUACACAGCUGAAUGGGAAAGCCAAUUUUAAACUUUCUUUUGAAUCCGUGUGAGAAGCUGCAGUAGAGACACUUCUCCCAGAUAUGUGUUUAGUUCAUUGCGCACACGUACCAGUUUCUGGGAUUGCUGGCUAUAACUGUUUAUACAAUAUAGAAACAAAGUGGUGUUUUAUCAUUUUAAAAAAAUGAUGUGGUGACUGUGAAGUUUAUCACUAUGUGUUAAGAACUCAUCUUGUAUUGUAGAGAACAUGCCAUGCUUGUCUUGUAAACAUAUGUUAGAUUGCACAGAUAUUACUUUGAUGUAGUCUAAUGACAAGGUGUUCUUAGGUGUAUAACUGAAAAAAUGGAGAUCUCUAAUAGUUGUAGCUCUGUUACCUGAGUUAAACUGUUAAUAAUCUCAAUUAAUAACAAAAAAGCCAUCAUUUAAUGUGUAUGGGUGGCAUUCACUGAGGCUAACACCUGUUCGGAACAUUGUGUCUGCUUCCUUCCUUUCUAGCACUAAGCUAGGAAUUUGCCAGAAACAAUUGAAAAGAAGAUGAUGUGGUUUCUGCUAGUAUUAAGCCCCCUCCUUCCACCCCUCCAUGUGCCUGUUCUGUAACUGGCAAAACAAUAACCAAAAGUGUUUCUAAACAUUCUAUAAGAUAUGUAGCCAAAAGAAGUGGAAUCCUUUGAAACAAUCUAGUGGGGAAAAAAUAAUGGAAUUCACUACAUACCCCAACAUCUUUUGCCUUCUGCUACUGCAACAGGGUUGCAGUUCAGAAGCUUAUUAUCAGGAGUAGGAUCUUUAGUUUUACCAUACAUGUUUGAGGCAUGUAGAAAGGAUUGGGAGGGGGGCAUUACUUGGUGGUUUAUGUGCACUUUACUAUCCAUUAAGAUGCAUCUUUAAAGAAAGCCUGCACCUGAUGGAACAGACUGCCAAAAGAGUGUUUAUGUUCUAGAUUGGAUUGGUGCUAAAUCUGAAAUACUAACGUGCAUCCUCGCCCUAUCAGAAAUCCUAAAUUAGAAUCCCAAUAUGUUAAGAAGCGUUGCAUUUUCAAGGCAGACACCGAUAACGUACAAUUUACUGGCUCAUCUUUAAGCUGAGCUUUCAAAAAUCUUGAAGCUGAGCAGCAUUAAAAUAUAUAUUCAGUCCUAACAAUUUUUCUCUCUUGUUCUUUGUGAGCUGAAUCUUUUUCAGCUAAGCUUAGUGACAGGAGCUCUACUUUGCUCAGCGAAGGCUUUUUAAUGUAUUGGGAUUUUUGAAUAAAGGAUUUCAAGGUGUUUGGUCUUGCACAAAUGUGUAGAUGGAAGUGCAGCUGACCUUUCCUCUCUGUAUGUGCAGUGUAUGGUCAGCAUUGCACUCCAAAGUUGGGCCCAAGAAAAAACAUUGCAUGGAGUCAUUGAGUGGCAGCCCACUGCUCUUUUAAGAGAACUACUUUUUAUGUGCUCGUGCAACCCCACUUGAAAGUGGUGGUGAAAGUGACGCAUCUGUGUGUCAACGAACUGUGGUCUCUUUCUAGCCAAUGUCACUGGUCCUAGUUACUGCAGUUUGAGAUAAAGUCUCUUCCAUUCAAUAGACUGCAUUUAUGUUUGUGUGACAAUGUAUUUUCUGGUAUGGGGGAAACUACUUAACCAUUGCCCAAACUCUAAAAUCCAUCUAAAGCAACACUCUCUCUUGUUACUCUGCAUGUCACUCGUAAUAGCCAAAUUGUAUAUAACAUAAUCAUGACAGGUGGGCUUUUGACAAAACCUGUUGUAUGUAUACAGUUUGAUAAAGCCUUUUUUGUAAUGAAAUAUUUGUAUUUUUUAACCUAGUGUAUAAAUAAAUGACCUGUCAUGAAGA